AUGACUAAACACAACUUGAACCAAGCUGCGAACUCCUCUGAGUUGGUCUCCGAUUUAAAUCCAGGGAAUAUGAUACAUCGGCGUUCACUAUCCGACCUCGCUUCGACCCUUACUGAGUUAAGCAUCAGCUCUGAUUCUGAUGACCAACCGAUUGCAUCGUUGAAGGAUCAGGUAUCCCAUGAAGGCACUGUCGCGGGUCAAGCUCCGAAUCGUCAGACUACCAGCAAAAAGCAUUUGAAAACCGUUGUCAAAAAGGAAUCAAAGAUCAAGUCAUCUUACCAGAAGUCUUACAGGAAGCAAAAGUCUCAAGGACAUCGGCCUCAGAGGAGGCGCAAUGCUUGUGUUAAAGCCAUCCAAUCUCAUCUGGCCAACCUCCCGCUCCAAGGACCCUUUGUUAUUUCUCGCAGGACACCAAAGCCAUUUGUUCUGUACCCUGAAGUUACACAAGAUUUCGAGAUUAGGAAGGAAGAGCGCCGUAUUGCCCAGGAGAAUUUUGAAAAGAAAAUUGGACCUCAGCCACCUGCCACUACGAUCUACGAAAGGAAGCCUACACCUGAGGAGAUCAAGCAGGCUUACGAUCGAGUCCACGAUUCAUUUGAUUUAUACGACCAUGGUCAUGUUACCGUCUUCGACAACAGUAAUCCAAAGGUCAAAGACAAGAUAAUCGCCGCCAUUCACUUUACGGAUCUUACCAAACUGACCCCCCUUCAAAUUGGCGAUAUAAACUUCCUCUGCAAAUUCCUGCAAGACUCCAAACGCUUCGUCAAUCCGGUUUCUUCACCCAGUCGUUUGUGUGCGGGCAAGAUGUGGGCGAUCGGUUGGCGAAAAUCGAUGACGAAUUUGGAAAUUGUGGGAAUGUAUCGGAACUGGGAUGCUAUCAAGAAAAAUAAGAAAGAUUAUCGUCUAUUUCUGGGCGAUGCGGAGAGAGCUGGCCGAAUUGUUUGGGAUUUGUUUCAUCCAGUUGGCAACAUUGCCCUCGAAAAGAACCAACAAUUUAUGAUUGAGCACAAUAUCCCGGGGUUCUACGAGGCCGAAUUUCCCAAUGAUAAAUCCAAGCCGUCCAAAGAGUUCUUCUCCUCAAACUUGACAUUCACAUCAAAUGGAUUUUUCAAUCAUCCACACGAAGACAAAAACGACCAUGCCUCCCUGCCAUUUGCCUUUCUCCUUUCCCUGCCAAUCUCGAAGGAAACUGGUCUCCUUGCGUAUGGAGCCGACGAAUACGACGUAACUGAAGGGCCUUUCAUUUUCCGUGACUGUCAAUUUGGAAUCAAGUUUCGACCGAAUACGAUGUGUCAGAUGAUUUUCAGCCAACGUGAAUACUCUCAUUGCACUCUGGCUCCAUCAGAACCCUCCGCAUUCACAAGAUUGGGUUUGUCUUUACAAAUAUCUGCGAAAAUGGUGAAUAUAUCGGACCGGAUAACUGGAGGCGAAUUCGAUAACCGGAAAGACAUGCACAUUGCGGGGGCUGAGUAUAACUUGAAUGUCACUAUUAAUAAAUCAAAAGCCCCAGUCCAAUCAUCACAGCUUUCUACUUGA
Molecule: messenger RNA, 1536 nt
Organism: Puccinia graminis f. sp. tritici CRL 75-36-700-3
Lineage: Eukaryota; Fungi; Basidiomycota; Pucciniomycetes; Pucciniales; Pucciniaceae
Exons: 2
Coding region: 1-1536 (511 amino acids)
Source: RefSeq, a predicted model, not a curated record